AUGACUAUGAAGAUGAAGAUGGGAGAGAGGAUUGACCUUUUCCUGUGGGUGGUGUCUGCUUGCCUCUGCCUCACUCUCACUGGUGCGUCAGAGACAGAGAGGCUGCUUCACCAGAAGAUCUUCCAGAACUACAACCUGAAGGUCCGGCCAGCUAAACAAUGGGAGGAGAAAGUCCAGGUCCGCGUGGGGAUGACCCUCUCCCAGCUCGUCAGCCUGAAUGAGAAGAACGAGGAGAUGACAACCAAUGUGUUCAUGAAUAUGGCGUGGACCGACUACAGAUUAUCAUGGAAUCCGGAGGAUUACGAUAAUAUAGAUGUCCUCAGGAUUCCUCCCAACAAGGUGUGGCGGCCAGAUAUCUACCUCAUCAACAAUAAUGAUGGUCAGUUUGACGUGGCUCUGUAUGUCAACGUGCUGGUCUACAGUGAUGGGACAGUCAACUGGCUGCCUCCUGCUAUCUACCGCAGCAGCUGCCCUAUAGAGGUGGCGUACUUUCCGUUUGACUGGCAGAACUGCACCAUGGUGUUCCGCUCCUACACCUACGACUCAUCAGAGGUGGACCUGCAGUAUGCCCUGGAUGAGAAAGGAGAGGAGAUACAUGAGAUUAUCAUAGAUGAGAACGCCUUCACUGAGAACGGGGAAUGGGUGAUCUGCCAUAAGCCCAGCAGAAAGAACGUGAACCCCGAGGACCUGUAUGAAGACAUCACCUUCUAUCUUAUCAUCGAGAGGAAGCCUCUCUUCUACGUCGUUAACAUCAUCGUGCCCUGCAUCCUCACCAUGGUCCUGGCCAUCUUUGUCUUCUAUCUACCACCUGGCGCAUGUGAGAAGAUGACCCUGUCUAUCUCUGUCCUCAUCGCUCUCACUGUGUUCAUGCUACUGCUGGCUGACAAGGUCCCCGAGACCUCCCUGGCCAUCCCUCUUAUUGUUAACUAUGUCAUGUUCACCAUGAUCCUGGUCACCUUCUCAGUCAUCCUCAGUGUGGUGGUCCUCAACUUGCACCAUCGGACCCCCUACACACACAUUAUGCCCCCUUGGGUGCGCAAGGUGUUCAUCCACUUCCUGCCGAAGUACCUGGGCAUGCAGAGGCCCCACCCAGAGGAGCCUUUGGAGGAGGAGCCUAGUGAUGACACGCCCAUCCAGAGCAUCGACGGACGCAGGCCGGGGGGAGAGUACUUCUUCAGGAAGAUCAACCCUGAACUGGUCCUACCCUGGAGAGGCAGGAGUGAGAGUACAGUACAGCUCCAGAGGUUCUUUGACAGUGACAACUACUGUCUGAUCCUCCCCCCGGACCUCAAGUCAGCCAUCGCUGCCGUCACAUACAUGGCUGAGCAGCUGAAGAAGCAGGAUGGCACCGACUCGGAGACAGGAGACUGGCAGUACAUAGCCAUCGUGGUGGACAGGCUGUUCCUGUGGCUGUUUGUCAUCAUCACUACUCUGGGGACUCUGGCCAUGUUCAUGGACGCCAAACUCAACUACACCCCAGACGAACCUUUCCCCCUGAGAACGUAG
Messenger RNA from Salvelinus namaycush (lake trout), 1506 nucleotides. It is a transcript of the gene chrnb1l, whose product is annotated as cholinergic receptor, nicotinic, beta 1 (muscle) like. Lineage: Eukaryota; Metazoa; Chordata; Actinopteri; Salmoniformes; Salmonidae. Gene Ontology annotation, biological process: nervous system process; monoatomic ion transmembrane transport; chemical synaptic transmission. The coding region runs from base 1 to 1506 and encodes 501 amino acids. The transcript has 11 exons. Gene Ontology annotation, molecular function: acetylcholine-gated monoatomic cation-selective channel activity; transmembrane signaling receptor activity. The record is from RefSeq and is a predicted model, not a curated record. Gene Ontology annotation, cellular component: postsynaptic membrane; neuron projection; synapse.